AUGAAUAAAUAUCCGUACCAAAGUUUAAUCGGAGCGUUGUUGUAUCUUGCGAUAACUACUAGGCCAGAUAUAAUGUACGCGGUAAAUUAUUUAAGUCAAUUCAAUACCAAUUACAAUGUUGAGCAUUGGAAAGCCGCGAAAAGGGUUUUGAGGUAUUCGAAGGGUACGAUAGAUAACGGGUUGAGAUUUGAGCAAACCGGGCUAGCUCUAUUUGCUGUUGUAGAUGCUAACUGGGGAGGGGACUCAACGGAUCGUAAGUCGUAUACGGGAUAUGGAUUCAUUCUGGCGGGAUCUGUAAUUAGUUGGGAAGCGCGUAAACAAAAGACGGUGGCGCUCUCAAGUACAGAGGCAGAGUAUAUGGCGGUAGCGGAGGCUACUAAAGAGGCCUUAUACUUGAAAGGCCUGUUAGUAAGUUUGGGUAUACAGGAAGAAUCAGAGACUGUCACGAUACUGAAUGAUAAUCAGAGCGCAAUCAGUACGAUCAAGAACGAUGUAUAUCACCAGCGUACUAAACAUAUAGAUGUAAGGCAUCAUUUUGUAAGGAAUGAGUAUGCGUGCGGUGUGAUAGAUGUAAAAUAUCUGAGUACAGAAAGAAUGCCAGCAGAUAUGUUUACAAAAGGUUUGAGCGGCAUUAAACACAGAAAAUGUGUGAGCAAUAUAGGUAUUGUAAAUUAG
Microplitis mediator is the source of this 675-nucleotide messenger RNA. RefSeq lists its product as uncharacterized. Lineage: Eukaryota; Metazoa; Arthropoda; Insecta; Hymenoptera; Braconidae. The record is from RefSeq and is a predicted model, not a curated record. The coding region runs from base 1 to 675 and encodes 224 amino acids. The transcript has a single exon.